AUGUCAAAGCCUAACUCUACCGAAGCUUUGCCUGGACCAGCUCCCUCAUCACACCCUGAGGCACCAUAUCACGUCCUGUCUAACAAGCAAAAAUGGAAUCUUGUCAUCUUCGUCUCCUUGGCGGCCUCGUUCUCGCCGCUGUCUUCGAACAUAUAUUUUCCCGCGAUUGACACCAUAUCCAAGGAUCUAGGAGUAAAUGCGUCCCUUAUAGCCCUUACCAUCACGGUAUAUAUGGUGGUUCAGGGUAUUGCUCCUUCUCUCCUAGGUGCCCUCUCGGAUGCUUGCGGCCGUCGCCUCACAUUUACAAUAACUCUCACCAUUUAUACGGUGGCCAACCUCGCCCUGGCGUUCACCUCCAACUAUCCAAUGUUGAUGGUACUGCGUGGCCUUCAGGCGGGAGGAUCUGCAGCGACUAUUAGCAUUAGUGCUGGAGUCAUUGCUGAUAUUGCUUGCCCAGAAGAACGCGGUCGUUUCAUAGGGACAAAUGCUGGCGUUCGCAUGACAGGUCAAGCAAUUGGCCCAAUCAUUGGAGGCGCGUUGGAUAGCCUAUGGGGCUUUCGAAGCAUAUUUUGGCUGCUUUUCAUCCUAAGCGUGAUUGUCCUUGGCGCGCUCCUAAUUUUCCUUCCGGAAACCCAGCGUAGAAUAGCAGGCAACGGCACCACCGUUAUAUCUGGUUUCCAGAAGCCAUUCAUUUAUUAUAUCAGAGCCCCAUCACUCUGGGAAAACAAUGCUGGAACGGGCAGUCCCUCGAAGCCUCCAGCACCACUAUCAUUCAAGAAAGCGCUCAGUCCUCUUGCCUACCUCCUUGAAAAGGACAUCGCCGUGCUUUUGGCCUGGGGCGCCGUGGCUUAUACAGCAUGGAGCAUGGUGACAUCUUCUACCACAACAAUGCUGCUGCUCGGCUUUCCUUUUCUUGCACAAUGGCAAAUUGGGCUAUGUUUCCUCCCAAACGGGCUCGGCUGUAUCUUAGGCUCGCUCAGCACAGGCUGGAUUCUGGACCAGAGCUUCAAUCGUGCCCUGGUGCGAUACAAGGAGGAACACGGCAUCCCCCCGGAAGAACGCUUUGUUCAUAGGCGCGACUUUCCCUAUGUGCGGGCCCGUCUACGCCUCAUGCCUAUCUUUAGCAUUGUUCUCGUGAUCUCUUUGGCGCUUUACGGACCAAGUUUUGAGUUCAAUGACUUACGGCAACGGUUUGGUCCAAAUUUAGCCGCCCCACUCAUCCUUCAAUUUCUGAUUGCCUUCUCGGCGACUGCUAUAUUGAACAUCAACUCAACUGUGCUGAUUGAUUGCUUCCCGGAGCGACCUGCGAGUGCGACAGCACUCAACAACUUGUGCCGAUGUCUACUGGGGGCGGUGGGAGUAAGCGUCAUCCAGCCAUUGAUUGGUACCACAAAGGCGAUGAUAGCGUUCUUCAUUGUGAGCGGUGUCGUAUGUCUGUUCACUCCACUGAUUUGGGUGGAAUGGAAAUGGGGGGAGAGGUGGAGGCAAGAGAGAGAAGAGAAACUUGCUCAAGAUCAAGGCGAGCUCUAG
Penicillium cinerascens is the source of this 1530-nucleotide messenger RNA. RefSeq lists its product as uncharacterized. Lineage: Eukaryota; Fungi; Ascomycota; Eurotiomycetes; Eurotiales; Aspergillaceae. Gene Ontology annotation, biological process: transmembrane transport. The transcript has 2 exons. Gene Ontology annotation, molecular function: transmembrane transporter activity. The record is from RefSeq and is a predicted model, not a curated record. Bases 1 to 1530 code for a protein of 509 amino acids.